AUAUGCUGAGUGCUGGUCCUACAGGGUGCUAGACUACAGGGUGUUAGACUACAGGUCACUAGACUAUAGGGUGCUCGACUACUGGGUGUUAGACUACAGGUCACUAGACUACAGGGUGCUAGACUACUGGGUGUUAGACUACAGGUCACUAGACUACAGGUCAUUAGACUAAAGCGUGUUAGACUAUAGGGUGCUCGACUACAGGUCGCUGGACUACAGGUCACUAGACUACAGGUCAGUAGACUACAGGGUGCUAGACUACAGGGUGCUAGACUACAGGUUGCUUACAGUGUGCUAGACUACAGGGUGAUAGACUUCAGGUCACUAGACUACAGGGUGCUAGACUACAGGGUGCUAGACUACAGGUUGCUUUACGGGAUUCUAGACUACAGGGUGCUAGACUACGGUCACUAGACUACAGGGUGCUAGACUACAGGUUCACUAGACUACAGGUCACUAGACCCAGGGUGCUAGACUACAGGGUGCUAGACUACAGGUGCACUAGACUACAGGGUGCUAGACUACAGGUCACUAGACUACUACGGGUGCUAGACUACAGGGUUCCUAGACUACAGGUCACUAGACUACAGGGUGCUAGACUACAGGUCACUAGACUACAGGGUUCUAGACUACAGCAGUCGUACUA
This is a messenger RNA of Coregonus sp. 'balchen', 646 nucleotides long. Lineage: Eukaryota; Metazoa; Chordata; Actinopteri; Salmoniformes; Salmonidae. The record is from the annotation of a GenBank genome assembly.